AUACAAUUUAUAAUGCACUAAGCUUAAUAAUGUUUUUUUUAUAUAGAAAAAAUAAUUACGAAUUUAUAUCUUGUUAAAGAAAAAAGAAUUGUUGAGUGAAAACAUUAUUUUUGAAAACAUAGCUUCCUAUAACAGAACGUCGUGUUUCUGCGAUGUUUAAAACUAUAAAUACUUAUAACUUGUAAUUCUUCUAAACUGGUACAACAUCAAAUUAUAUAAUGAGCAUUUUUAAGAUACAAAGGUGGGAAAAUGUCAACGAUAUGGUAAGUGGCAAGUACUACAAUAAAUCCGAGCAUUCCAUUGAAUGAAAAAUUAAAAUUUGUGCAUGUUUUUUUUUGUAUUGGAACAAUAGAAACACGAACAAGCUAUUUGAUACGCGGUUGAUGAACGCAUUUAUUUUUGUUGUAACAGUGUCUUGAAUUUACAGCAGGUUUUCCUAGGUAAAAACCACUACUUGACAGUAUCUACAAGGAUCAAAAUCAAAUUAUUUUUUUAACUUCUUAAGCAAUAAACAAAAAAAUAAUACGUUAAUUAAGAGUUAGUAUGUUGUAAAAGUUGAGUAAAAAAAAAAAGAACUGAUCUAUUUGCGAAAUCCUCUUGUCUCAAAUGCUUACGAUUUCAUGAUUUCUGCCCCAAGCAGACCAGAAGUAAGGACUAGAUUCAACGGUGUACUCAUUUCCUGGCCGAAAUUUCAUUGUAGAUCAGUUAAAGUUUCUAUGUAAAUUUACAUGUUGGGAAUUUUCGUUUGGUUAACUUUUUUAAACUUUUUUGCAUUAAUAAAUGUUAAUAAAGUGACAGGCACCUCUAUAACUAUUGAGUCAUCUUCAAGAUUUCUUAAUUUAACAUCACGUGUAGUGCAUGUUAGAGAGAGGGUUUCAAUCUAUAAUGCUCAAAAAACACCAACACAGUAUAUUUAUAUAGUGUUGCCAAGUGAAAUAAAGGACAAUUUAGGACAUAUCGUUUUAAAUAGUGACAACAACAGUGUUUCAACUCUAACGUUGAUUCAGGAUGAAUCUGAAAAAAAAAAAAUUUUGAAAAUAAAAGAUAUAGAUAAAUUUCUUCUUUUCCGUGUUCCAUUUAUUAUUCCUGAAGAAAAAUUGAAAACGUAUACUCUCGAAUAUUACAUUGGUCGAUUAAUCAGAACAGUGAAUAAAACAAGUGAUAUCUGGACUGAUCAAUUAGUGAGGUUUGCGGAUCAUGGUCAGACUCUAUCACCUUAUACAGUUUUAAAACAAAAAUCGGUGUAUCAAAUACCACGAAAUUCAGCUCGUUAUGUUAAGGGAGUUAACAAAUUUUCUAGUAAUGUUUAUUACAAAGAAAUGACGACUCCUAUACCAUCUUUAGUAUUAGAUAAGAACAAUUCGGUGUAUUUAGAGUUUCAUUUAGAAAAGCAUUUAGGAUAUUUUCAUAGUGUCGAACGUGUCAUUGAUGUUUCCCUAUGGAGUCCUGUUCUGAUUAAGGAACGUUACGAAUUUGAAAACGAGGGCGUGCGCUUGGAAGGAGAAUAUUUUCGAAAAUAUGUUGAUGAUAUGAUUGGAACCCGUUUAAGACGUUUAAGAGAUGGAAAAACUAUUCUUAUUGAGAAUAAAGUAUGCUUUCAAUUAUAUGGAACUAUGCCAAAACAAGCCUACCGUCUUGAUUAUUAUGAUGAGAUUGGAAAUAUAAGUUCUUCUUAUGCUAGCCGUAAAGAAAACUCCGUGUCAAUAAUUGUGAACCCUCGCUAUCCGGUGUUGGGUGGUUGGAAGGCUGAUUGGUUUAUUGAUUAUCGUUUACCCGCUUCGUCAGCAAUGCAAGUUCUUAAGAGUAGUAGAGAUAAAAAAGAGCGCUAUCGUGUCAGUAUACCCUUAGGUCCUUCCAUCAUGGAUGUCUACUCUAAAAAUCUACUUAUUCAGUUAAGAUUGCCUCAAGGAGCUGAGAAUGUGGAGAUAAAAACACCAAUGGUCUUAGCGAAUGAUGUUGUUGUUGAAAAAUAUUGGGGAUGGCUUGACUUUUUAACACCGCGCUCUGUUAUGCAUUUAAAUUAUGGGCCUUUUUUUGUUCCGUGGCAACAUCAUUUAAAUACAAAUCUUUUGAUUGAAUACGAAGUAACGAGUAGUUUCGUUUAUAAAUAUCGAAAAAUUAUUGGAUCUUUCUUAAUGUUUUUGGUUCCUUUCUUUUUGUGGAUGCUACCUAUAAAUUUUUUUGUGUUUAAAAAACAUAUGGAAAAAUCGGUGGAUUUACUUUAUUUAAACAAUGGCGCUUUAGACGAAACAAUUAAUGUAAUUAAGAAAUUCCAUAUCGAAACGAGUAAACUUUGGGAUUUAAACCAGGCACCAGUGAAAAGCAAAUUUAGAAGCGAAGCUUUACAAGAGUGGAAAAUUUUUUCAGAUAAAUGUUUAAAAUUUUUAUCAAACAUUAUAACAUCUAUGAAAAGCUGUUACCAAGCACCUGUAGUGUUGCUUAGUUGUCUUGUGGAAAUUCAAAAUUCACUCAUUCAAAUGAAUUCUUUUAUGGACCGCGUUGGUUUGAUUUGGAGUCAAAAUAAAAUUCCUUCUUUGCUUUUAAAAAAACAAUGGUCGUUAAUGGAUGAAAAAUAUGUGUCCAAGAUUCGUGAACUUUCUUCAUUAAAAGAGUUUCUUAAAAAAGACGAGAAUUAAUUUUUUUCAAAUUGUUAACAAUGAAUUGGAACGUCAAUUUAAAGUUUACAAAGCAUAUUAAUUUUUUUUUCUAAAUUCGUAUUUGUUUUCGUCAAUUUUUUUUUUUUUAAAGUGUCGUACUUUAAUCGCACUGCGCUUGUAUAAAAUAAAAAGAAAAUUUUAGACAGGUGAAUUAUAAGUGUUUUACUUUGAGUUUUCAUGUUAGUGAACGUUUAAA
This is a messenger RNA of Hylaeus volcanicus, 2853 nucleotides long. RefSeq lists its product as uncharacterized. The coding region runs from base 729 to 2636 and encodes 635 amino acids. Lineage: Eukaryota; Metazoa; Arthropoda; Insecta; Hymenoptera; Colletidae. Gene Ontology annotation, cellular component: oligosaccharyltransferase complex; membrane. The transcript is spliced from 16 exons. The record is from RefSeq and is a predicted model, not a curated record.